ACUUUCUGGGAAGUGUUCCUCUUUAUUUUUGAGAGCUAAGCGCUGAGCCACAGUGCUACAUCUCUGAGACUAUUCACCAUGUCCCUCAAGAUGCAGAGAACUUACCCUGCAUUGUGCCUCCUUGGGGUCUUGUCUCUACUGCAAUGCCCACCUGUCCUGUGUGAUUGCAGAAUGCCUCCCAUCAUAGCCCAUGGAUCCCGUAAAGAUGUGAGUCUAUUUUUUUCCUCUACUACUGUGGUGCAGUAUGAAUGUGAUGAAGGAUAUGUUCUGGUUGGAGAAGCUAAAAUCACCUGCAAAAAUUCACGCUGGUCGUCUCCAGCCCCUCAGUGUAAAGCUCGGUGCCGGAAACCAGAGAUAGAAAAUGGAAAUCUGUCUGUGGACAAGGAUCAGUAUGUGGAGCCUGAAAAUGUCGCUGUCCAGUGUGACUCUGGUUAUGUUGUGGUUGGUUCUCAAAGUAUCACCUGCUCAGCGAAGGGCACCUGGUACCCAGAGGUGCCCAAGUGUGAGUGGGAAGUCCCUCGGGGCUGUCAGCAAGUGCUAACAGGCAGUAAACUCAUGCAGUGCCUCUCAAGGCCAGAGGAUGUGAAAAUGGCCCUGGAGUUCUAUAAGCUAUCUCUGGAGAUUCAACAGAUGGAGCAAGAGACUUGAAGAGGAACCCCAGUUAGAAAUCAAUACAUCUAUUUUUCUCUUCCUUCUUUUCCCCCAAAAUAGCGAAUUAGGUACAUUUCUCUUAUUAGCAACUUUACUGUUCCUUAAAUACUAUUAUUUACUGAAAAAAAUUAUGUUUUAGGUGAAUCUGUUGAUAUUCAUAGUGCUACUGAUAAUGUGGAAUUAUUGAUGAGUUACAUCUUAGCUCAGCUUAAGCUUCUGCUUUCCAGGGUUUGGUGGAAUGACAAAUAUAAAUAACCACCAGUCAAAAAUCCAGUGUCUUUGUUUCCACUUUGAUUCCUGUGUAAUGAAAACUUAGAGCCCUAUAUAAAUCACUUCCUAAUGUUUCUCUGAUUAACUUUCUGUUUUACUGUAUCGGAAGGUAUAUGUGGUCCUGGAAAAUGCAUAGUUGUGCCUUGUCUGCAGUGUCUUUGCCCUUUAUUUUCACCUCCUUCAGUGCCCGGGUCAAACAUCACAUCUUCCUCCAAGUCUUCUCCUUUCUCUCUCUAUUUGAUCACCAGUGUUUCUCUAGAACAACUUCUCACUUCCUCUUUCUCUUUAAGGUACAUUUGACUUUGCUUGACAUCUCUUCCACCCAAUAAUAACCAGCCUGAAAGUCUUUGAAAGCCUGAUCUGUGUAUAACCCGGGUAUUCCUCCCGAACAUGCAAAGUCUUCCAAUUCAAUCUGAUCACUCUUUUCUUUAAUAUUUCAAUUGAAACGGCUUUAGUGUCUCUCUUAGAUCAGAUUCCUCAGAAGCAGACCCUGAGAAAAAGAUCCACAUGCAAGUAUUUAUUAAGGAAGUGUUCCAAGGAGAAAUGGGAAAAGGAGUAGGGUGAGCAUGACAGGACAGGGAAGGAACCUAGCGGGGCCAUCAAGCAAAGUCCUACGGAGGGUGGCAUAGCUUUGUCCUAAGAGGGAAGUCUGGAUUAUGAAUUUGUUUAAAUUUCGCCCCAAUUCCAGGUAAAGGAACCGGUCUUUCCUUCUGCUGUACCAACAAUUAUUGGUGAGGGGCCACUCUGGGGGCACACGAGCCCUCAGGGCAUCCAGUUAUCUGUGUGUGAGGGCAAAGCUGUCUAGAAGCUGGAGGGGAGUCCUCCCAAGAGAUUAGAAGAUAUGACCAUGAGAAAACAAAGCACACAUAAGCCUGCAGAGGGCUGCACAGAAACGGCAAAAGGAUCUGAGGGGGCUGGCCAGAGCUCCUCAGGGCUUAUCUGACGCAAGACUGGACUUUCACAUUGAAUGUUAUGUAACUGUGAUCUUAAAAGACCAUUGCCUUUCCCUGCCACCAGGAACAUCUUCUAGCUGACUUUCUCUGCAAGACACUACCAGCCUCUAGGCUUUUCUGGUCUGACACUUUCCCUUCUCAAAUCUCCCCUUGUCACACUUCACCCAUUCUUGCCCCUACUGCCCCUCAACCAUUUCCCUUCACUUUAUUAGGGAAAGCACUUUAGCUCCCUGUCUUUCUCUAGUCUCGGGGCUUUUAUGUCCAAAAAUUCAUGAAUGUACUUAGAUAAAUAAAGGGCCAUCCAUUCCAGGUGUGGGCACCAAGCUAUAGAGAAGAUUCAGGAGAAUCUCUGAAAUAUGAGUCUUUCCGUAUUUCCUUCCCUGUGGUCUCUAUGGGGCACAGUGUGCAGACAUUUUCGCACUUAAGUGAAUCAUGUCAUGAUCUUUUUAUUUGUUAAUUCUAAAUUAAUUACACAUAAUUAUAAUUAUGGAAGUAAUGUAUGCAUAUGAAAACAAGAAUUCAAACCUUACAAAGGGAUUUAUAAAAACUAAAAAUAAAAUUAUCGUCUCUGCCUCAGUCCUACUCUAACUUGAGUUUUUCUGCUAAUGACCUUAAUCACUCUAAAGAGGAUGCACACAAUAUAUCAUUUGACAUUUUAUUUCUAAACCAUAUGUUUUGAUUUCUUGCUACAAAUAAUCAGUCUAACUCCUACUUUCCCCCUCCACUCUCCCUCAGUCAGUUUUAUAUUCUUUUAUUAAUUACCUAUCUUUAUGGCUUUAAAUAAUGUACUUAACUUCUUUUACUUACACAACUUUAUUUUUAAUAACUUACUAUUUUAUUAAAGUAAUACAAGUAGAUAAUUAAAAAGUCAUACAAUCCCAAAAGAUUUAUAGUGAAAAUUCUGGUAUUCUGACCCACUCAAUCCCACCCUUUGGUCUUAUUCCCCCAAAAUAACCACUUUCAACUCCUUUAGCUCUUUCUUAUCAGUUUUAUCUAUAUAUUUCCAAAUAAUAUUUUCAUGCCAUUUAUGUUUAUUUACUAUUUUUAAUUAUAUACUGACCUGCUUUAAGAGAGAAUAAGAGUUUAGGUCCUUUGCAGCAUCAUGUUUCCUCACAGUGUUGUUAUAUCCUGCUCCUUGUUAAAUUAGUAUUCAACAUUCACAUUAUUAUGAUAUGCAAAUCUUGAUCUUUGCUAAGCCAAGGUAAGCCAAGCAGUAUCUAUGAACACGUUUCCUUAUAAGACAACUCUUUAACUUUUAUGGCAUUAAUAACUUCUCUUGUUUUUUGGUUUAGUUUUCUAUGUUCCUCUUGCUGAUUCUUGCUACAUGCUCCAAAGAUCUAUCAUAAACUAGCAAUAUAUUUCCUAAUGCUCAGACACGUCACAUCCUGUUUCAACUCCACACACUUCCCCACCACCACUCCAACAGACUUCUUUCCCAGGCCCUCUGUUCACUGGUUCUGAAAUGAACUGUUUACUUUUAAAUCUUAGGUCUUCCCUUCGCUGUUCUUUUUAUUACUUUGAUUCCAAAUCUUCAUGAGUUUUGGUUUAUUUCCUCAUUUCUGCUGGAGCAGAUCCUUCAGAAGGUGCCUAAGACAGGGUGCCUGGGAAGUAAAUUUUUGAGCCUUUACAUGUCUCAAAAUAUAUUUUUUGGCUACCCUUACAGUUAAUUGAUAGACUGCUCAUAUGUAGAAGUCUGGACUCUCAAAAUUUUGAAGCCAUUCCUUCAUUGCCAUGUGCUUUCCAGUGCUGCUAUGGAAUAAUGCACAAUAUUCCAAUCAUCGAUACAAAAUUAUUGAUCUGUUUUUUUCUCUCUUUCUCUCUGGGAGAUUUUAGUAUCUUGUCUUUAUCCUUGCCGCCUUGCUGUAGGAUGUUUUUCAUGCAUUGACCUGGGUACUUGCUGGGACUUUUUAUCUGGAAAUGCAUGUGUUUCAGAUCAGGGAAAAUUUUUAGAAUUUUUUUUUUGUUACUUUCUGUUUUUGUUUUGUUUUGUCAUAUUUGUUUUGUUUUCCCUAGGAACUCUCUUUAGUAAGAUAUUGUUUUAACCUCUCUUUUCUGUCCUACUUACCAUAUCUUGUUCUUUGUGUUUUGCUUUUUAGGAGAUUUUCUUGACUUUGUAUUUUAAGAUUUUUAUCGAAGUUUAAAAUGCAUUCAUCAUAUUUUAAUUUCCAAUAGCUUGUUCUUGUUCUCUAUAUGUUCCUUUUAAGUAGUAUCCUGUUCUUUCUUCAUUGAUGCAAUAUCAUUUUUUCUGUCUCUGAAAAUAUUAAUUAUAGGGUGGGGUUUGGGAAACAUUCCUUGGUCUCUGCUCAUAUGAAGGAAUGGGACCCUAAAAUAUUGAUUGACAUAUCUAUACGUAUGAGCAAGGUUUCUCUAAUGGUGAACUUCUUUGUGGAAUGAUGGGGAUCAACACAGUUAACUGUUUUUAUGUUUGUUUUAUUUUUAAAUGGGACAUAUAUCUCCAAGUCUUUUCUCUGAGGGUGCUCGAUGCCUCCUGAGAAGAUUUCUGGAAUCCCCUCCCUAUUGAUCUAUCAACCUUAGUAUUUAUCUUGAGUUUCUACUACUUAUAUGGACUAUGUAAAAUGAAUAAAUGAGUGCUUCUAAGUUUAUGUUCUACUUCACUGCCCUUUCCAGCUGUCAACCUCUAUCUACAUACUAUUAUUUUUAUAUUACAUCAUUUAUAGUACUUUGAUUCUAUUCAGUAUCUUUGACCACUACCCACUGAAGGAAGAACUAACCUUUGCUGUAUACUACGCUUACCAUUUCAUUUGUGGGCUUGGUUCACAAUGUGUUCAAUAAUCAUUCAUAAAAGGAAUUUGAUGUUCCAUGAGCUAAAACUUUGUACGAAAGAUCAAUUUUUAAAACUCUCUGCUGAAUGUAAUUCCUUCUAUGAUGCCACAAACCAAAAACAAGUGAUCUGUUCCUUUUCUGCAUUUAAUGGAGAUCCCAGGGCCAUGAGAAAGGCUAGGAAUAGCCAAGAUAAUCUUGAAACAGAACAAAGCUGGAGGACUAAUCCUCCUAGGUUUCAAGACUGAUUACAAAUCUAUAUUAAUUAAGACAGUGUGGUAUUGGUAUAAUUAGUAUGAAGCUGACUAUGCAGCUGAAUA
Messenger RNA from Equus quagga, 4975 nucleotides. RefSeq names its product apolipoprotein R-like. The record is from RefSeq and is a predicted model, not a curated record. The transcript has 4 exons. Lineage: Eukaryota; Metazoa; Chordata; Mammalia; Perissodactyla; Equidae. Bases 79 to 648 code for a protein of 189 amino acids.